UCUUUAACCGAUGAUGAGUUAUAUGACUUUCAACAAAUAUUAGAGUUGUAUUCAUAUUCAUAUGGUACGCCGAUUUUUCCUGAUGAUCAUUAUUUGAAGGAAAUUUAUUACUAUUGCGGAAAUAGUGAUAAUUUGGUAUCUCCAUCUGAAUCUUUAAAAGAAUGUUUUAAGCAGAUUUAUCCGCUAUGCGAAAUUUGUCAGGAAAAUGGAAGGAGUUUUUAUACAAGAGCAGAAAUUAAAACCAAUAAUAGAGCCCAAAACAUUCUAAAAAAUAAUUUUUAUUCGUUAUCGAACAGUAAAAGUAUUGCAAAG
This is a messenger RNA of Racocetra persica, 312 nucleotides long. The record is from the annotation of a GenBank genome assembly. Lineage: Eukaryota; Fungi; Glomeromycota; Glomeromycetes; Diversisporales; Gigasporaceae.